Messenger RNA from Neogale vison (American mink), 3717 nucleotides. RefSeq names its product chromobox 7 (gene CBX7). NCBI's taxonomy places the organism in Eukaryota, Metazoa, Chordata, Mammalia, Carnivora, Mustelidae. The record is from RefSeq and is a predicted model, not a curated record. The coding region runs from base 11 to 763 and encodes 250 amino acids. Gene Ontology annotation, biological process: negative regulation of transcription by RNA polymerase II. Gene Ontology annotation, cellular component: PRC1 complex. The transcript has 6 exons.
GCCGCCCCGCAUGGAGCUGUCAGCCAUCGGCGAGCAGGUGUUCGCGGUGGAGAGCAUCCGGAAGAAGCGCGUGCGGAAGGGUAAAGUCGAGUAUCUCGUGAAGUGGAAAGGAUGGCCUCCAAAAUACAGCACGUGGGAGCCGGAAGAGCACAUCCUGGACCCCCGCCUGGUCAUGGCCUAUGAGGAGAAGGAGGAGCGAGACCGAGCGUCGGGGUAUAGGAAGAGAGGUCCGAAACCCAAGCGGCUUCUGCUGCAGCGGCUGUACAGCAUGGACCUGCGGAGCUCCCACAAGGCCAAGGGCAAGGAGAAGCUCUGCUUCUCCCUGACGUGCCCACUCGGCAGCGGGAGCCCUGAGGGGGUGGUCAAGGCAGGGGCGCCCGAGCUGGUGGACAAGGGCCCCUUGGUGCCCACCCUGCCCUUCCCGCUCCGCAAGCCCCGCAAGGCCCACAAGUACCUGCGGCUCUCACGCAAGAAGUUCCCGCCCCGCGGGCCUGACCUGGAGAGUCACAGCCAUCCACGGGAGCUCUUCCUGCAGGAGCCAGCAGCCCCGGACGUCCUGCAGGCGGCCAGCGAGUGGGAGCCUGCUGAGCAGCCCCCCGAGGAGGAGGAUGGAGACCUGGCCGAGGGCCCCCCUCCUUGGACUCCUGUGCUCCCCCCAAGUGAAGUGACAGUGACCGAUAUCACCGCCAACUCCGUCACGGUCACCUUCCGCGAGGCCCAGGCGGCUGAGGGUUUCUUCCGGGACCGCGGCGGGAAGUUCUGAGUCAUCAUUUUUACUCUUCUAAACUGUUUGCUUUUGGGCUUGGGGUGGGGACUUCCAGAGAUGGGGAGGGGUUGGGGGCAGGGUAAUUAUUUUAUUUAAAAAAAUAUGGAACAGGAGCAGGGGGCAAGAUCCCGGCACUUUCCCGCCACCUCGCCCCCUUUCUCUGCGCCUGACAUUUACAGAAAGGCUCCGUGGUCUGCUUUGGGGGCCGGGGCUGGGGUGGCCUGGCAUUGCCCUGCCAGUCAGGGGGUCCUCUCUGGGCCAGGCUGGAGACCGGGCCUCCUGUUCUUGGAUGCUUCCCUCACCUUCUCUAGAGACACAGCGGCUGGUCCCAGGAACCAAAGGAGAAUGGGAGGGCCCAAGCCCUCUCUCUUGAGCCCCCCCACUCUUGCCUUUCUGGGUGGUUUCCCUUUUCCUUUUUGGGGGUGGGGGGAGUCCUUAUUUUUAACUUUCCACUCCAGCUUUGUGGUGGGACAUGGAGGCUGGCCUUGACCAAAUAUGACCCGGUCAAGACAAGGGGGCAGGAGGAGGCCUUUGAGGUUGUGGGGUACAUCCCAUGCCCUUCCCUAGGGGUGGCUGCCAGCUGAGCCCCUUCUUCCCGGGAGCCCCCCCACAUUACCUGGCCUGUGAGAAACACUCACGUGCACACCCAGCCGCACGGGCGUCGGCCCUGAGACCCCGGGACCGGAGGCAUUAUGUCUGCAGAUGCGCACAGUGGGUCUUGCAAACCUCCUGUUUAGAAACCCCGACCUGGUGAAUUGUGGGGUGACUCCAAGCGCCUCAGAACUUGUCACGGCAGCCCACACUUACUAGCCUUGCUCAGCACGUCACAGGACGGGGUCUCCCGACGCAGUCGUCCGCACAGGGCCAGGUGGCCUCCGAGGCUCUGGGCAUGCGGUGCGGGGCUGGGACUUCUCCCGGCCAGCUGCAGGGGUGCCGAGGGUCAGCACAGGCUCUGAGGCACUUGGGCCCCGUCCUUCCUCCCCUAAGGGGCUCUCGUUUUCUCUGACUCAGGUGACUUUUCAACCCUACCCACUCUUCUCUUCUGCUGUCCUCCCAGAGAGGGAGGGAGCAUCCCACCACCUUCUCAGGGCAGCCUUCGACUCCUGAAACCCUUCCUCCUUCCCUUCCACGUCCCCUCCCCAUUCAACCUAAAUGCCACAGCCGGGAGUGACCUAGUGUUCCUGCAGGGGAGGGGACCUCUGCCAUGUCUUUCUGCAGUGGGGCUGCCCUGGAUGGUGGGUCAGGCUGUGCAUAAGCCCAGCCAGCAAGGGGCUGUGGCUGCCAGAGGAGGGGCUCUUGUCUGCACAGAUGUGCCCUGUGGCCAAGAGUAGUUUCCCAGGUCAUGAGGAGGGGCUGUUCCCCUGCCCCUUCUCCAGCCCGGUAAGGGAGAAAAAGCCAGGUGGGGCUGGGCACCAGGGAAGCAAAAGUAGAAGGCCACCUCCCUCCACUUCCCCCAUCCUGAGUUGGGGCACUAGGAGGUGGGACCUGCCCUCUCCCGGGGCCCUCUCCCCACUCUGCUUUGUCCUGAGGAAGUCAGCAGAACCCUGCUGAGAGGAGGAUAGGGCCAUUCUUCCCCCAGACCCCUUCUUCCCAAGUUCCCAAACCAAAGACAGCCUGGACCCCAUUUUUGUUUGGGGUGCCCUGCUGGCAAGAUUCCUAAAUCCCUGAGUCUCUCUCCCCUUCCUCCUUAAUCCUUCGUUGUCCAGGGUCAAUUCAGUGCUUCCAUUGGGGGGUGGUCCCCUCUGGUGGUUCCUUCCAGCCCAGGAAGUUGACUCCAGAGGAGUAUAUAGGGGCAGACCAGGGAAGGGGGGCAGCAGAGUUACCCCUGCUCCCGCCCCAUCCAGCUGUGAGACCCUGAGUCCCGGAAGGGCAACUUGGAGUUGGGGGUCUCUCUCAGGACAUGGGCUCCCAACAGACGUGAGGGUGGUGGAGUGGAGGUGGCCCAGCGGCACGGGCAGGGGGUCCUCUCUGAUCGAAAGCUGUUGGCUGUGGCUUUGGGGCUGGGCUGGCAGCAUGCAAUAGAAGGCCUACAGCCCAUCCCCCAGGGGAUGUGGGACCUCGUCCUGCCUCUUGGGCUCUUUCAAAGAGCUGUUUGUGCAAUUGGGGGGGGGUGCUGGGGGCCAUUUGUGGAGUGAGACAGCUGACUUUCUGUCUGCUGCCGCAGGACAGAUCUUGCCUCUUCCUCAGCCCUUUGUGAUGCACAGGGCAUCCCGCAGCUCAGAGAGGGCAGAACCCUAUGAGCCAGGGCUCCCCACGGCUCCCCAGGACCGAGACCUCUAUGAGGGGCUGGGUGUGGUCUUGCAGACCUUUGUCCAGCCCUGAGCGUCCCAGCGGGGCCUGGGAUACUGAGCUCCCACCCCAUCCCUCCCCUCCCCAGAAGGCCAGUACUCGCCCGGGUGGGGGCGCUUAGAACGAGUGGGACAGCCUGUCCUUCCCUCCCCAGCCCCCGCCCAUUUUGAAUGUAGAGAGCCUGGGUGGUACUUUCCUCUUGCUGUGGGAUGGGGCCAGGAGAGGAUUCCCCCACCCCUGGCCCGGCCACUUGCCAUGCCCAGCCGAGCCCUGACAUCCCUCCAGGGGGAUGGUCCCAUUGCUGACUCCCCACCCGCAGGGGGAGGCGCUGUGCCCGUGGGGGGUGGCUUAGCUUCGCUUCGGAAGCAGCCGGCCUGGCCUCCACAUCUCAGCACAAGAACGCUGCCUUUGCACGGAAUGAGCGUCGAGCUUUGUUCAGACAACGUGAAUGUAUUUGGGAGGGUUGGGGGUGCGGGCUGAUUCCAAGCACAUGCCUUUUCCGAGUGUGUGUGUGCUGGGAGGGCUAGAGCGGGUGCAGAGCGCGGUUUAUUUUUGUACUGAUCUUGGUAAGAGACUGUAUAGCAUCUAUUUAUUUAGAUGAUUUAUCUGGUAAAUGAGGCAAAAAAAUUAUUAAAGAUACAUUAAAGAUGAUUUUGAAAAAA